AUGGAAAAACCACUUGAAAUCGUCAUUGUAAGUGUUCGGCUCUUUGACCUGUCACUAAAUACACAUUUUAGGGAUCAGUUUUAAUAUCAUAUAGAUUGGCGGCUCGUUAGCAAUGUCCGAAUCCUAGAGCAAUACCCUACCUCGAUUCGCGAGGGUCAAGCUGCUGGAAUGAGUACAGGAAUUCAUGGACAAAGGUUCCUCCAGACCCAUGAUCUACUGGUGGGGAGGCCUCAUUUCGUUACCGCAUCCUACCUACGGGUCUUCGAUGUAGAUCUCAACCAGACGGAAGAGCGAAAAGUGCCUUUCAAGCUGACGAAUUGGAAAACAUUUUAUUAUCGCCUUCGGGCCAACUUUGACGGGUUAAGAAGCGAGUACGUGCCCGAGCCUCCAUUUAGGGCUCCCACGGAUGGCCAGGCAAUAUAUGAUGUUGGCAAGAAGGUUAUAGAGGUCAAGCACUGCGAUGAGUCUGGUUUAACAAUCACAUUCCAAGAUUUCGGGGGUCAUUCUUCAGAGACACUUCAUCCUGAUCUCAUUUUAGCUGCGAACGGAGCAAAUUCCACGAUCCACAAACUUAUUUUUCCAGACCUCGAAGCGCCCUAUGCUGGAUGCUUGACAUGGCGUGGCGUUGUGAUUGAGAAUCAUCUAUCCGAUGAGACGAGGGUAUUCUUUCACGAUCAUUGCAUCCGAUACAAAGUCAAAAAGGGGUAUUUGGUAGUGUAUGCGCUGCACAAUCUUGGCCCGAUAGUUUGA
Messenger RNA from Hymenoscyphus albidus, 750 nucleotides. Lineage: Eukaryota; Fungi; Ascomycota; Leotiomycetes; Helotiales; Helotiaceae. The record is from the annotation of a GenBank genome assembly.